Molecule: messenger RNA, 739 nt
Organism: Halteromyces radiatus
Lineage: Eukaryota; Fungi; Mucoromycota; Mucoromycetes; Mucorales; Cunninghamellaceae
Product: rac protein
Exons: 5
Coding region: 28-606 (192 amino acids)
Biological process (GO): small GTPase-mediated signal transduction; regulation of actin cytoskeleton organization; actin filament organization
Cellular component (GO): cytoskeleton; cell cortex; cell projection
Molecular function (GO): GTP binding; GTPase activity; protein kinase binding
Source: RefSeq, a predicted model, not a curated record
CUUCUUGUUUAGAAUCACAAUUAUACCAUGCAAGCUAUCAAAUGUGUUGUAGUGGGAGAUGGUGCUGUUGGUAAAACCUGUUUAUUGAUUUCAUAUACAACUAAUGCUUUCCCUGGUGAAUAUAUUCCAACUGUGUUUGACAACUAUUCAGCAAAUGUGAUGGUGGAUGGAAAACCUAUCAAUCUUGGUUUAUGGGAUACUGCUGGUCAAGAGGAUUAUGACCGACUUCGACCAUUGUCUUAUCCUCAAACUGAUGUCUUUUUGAUAUGUUUUUCUUUGGUCAGUCCACCUUCUUUUGAAAAUGUGAAAACCAAGUGGUAUCCUGAAAUUAGCCAUCAUGCACCCAAUACACCAAUGAUUCUUGUAGGUACAAAAUUGGAUUUACGAGAAGAUCCAGAAACCAUUGCAAAAUUACGACAAAAACAUAUGGCACCUAUUUCGUUCCAACAAAGUAUGCAAAUGUGCAAAGAUAUUGGUGCUGUCAAGUACUUGGAAUGUUCCGCUCUCACUCAAAAUGGUCUGAAAAAUGUAUUUGAUGAAGCCAUUCGUGCUGUUCUUUGUCCUGCUGCUCCUCUCAAGAAACAAAAGAAGUGUACUAUCUUGUAAUCAUAUCCUCCUCCUCUUCUUUUCUCCCCUUCGUUUUCACCAUUUAUUGAUCACCCUUUCCUCUCCCUAUCCCCUUUUUUUUUUAUUUAUUUAUUUAUUUUAAAAAAGAAUACUACUUGUUAUUUCGUUCUCC